Messenger RNA from Haliotis rufescens (red abalone), 2440 nucleotides. RefSeq lists its product as uncharacterized. The record is from RefSeq and is a predicted model, not a curated record. NCBI's taxonomy places the organism in Eukaryota, Metazoa, Mollusca, Gastropoda, Lepetellida, Haliotidae. The transcript has 2 exons. Bases 95 to 901 code for a protein of 268 amino acids.
AAGUCGGUGUAGAUGUCUUGUUAAUGUAUUUGCACACUAACACCGCCACCUCCAAGGUAACGAUGUCACAUGUACUGUUGAAUGGCGGGCAGCUAUGUUGGGACGGAUUUGUUGCUGUGGUCAGUUAGGGUCAUCUGACCAUCGUAAACACCACAGAACUACAAUCAAACGUCGAAAAGCUGCCCGUAGCACCAGAUCUAGUCAGAAACAAGUCCGGUUCAACCUAGCACCCAAAAUGCCGCCUUCAGGAGAAACACCACCCCCUCCCGAGAGACUCUACCCAGAUCUGACCCAGUUCUACUUCAGCGAGGGGCUACAGUUCGGCCCCCAGCAGACCCCAGCGGAACCCACCUCCCCCUACCAAACCCUGCUCCGCCCAGACUACCCCUUGUACCCAGAACUAACACAACUCAACAUCACAGAAGAGGAGGUCCGGGAAAUAGACCCUGACUACCCGACGGAUAAUUCCAACGAGGAUGUGGAAGUCAUAAGCUGUAUAGCCCCUGACUAUGACCUGGAAGAUGCAAGGCAGAGGGGCUACACCGUGAGGGUGAAUAUGAACAAAGUAGAAAGGAAGGUUCUCAAUGAUAAGACAUUCGAGUUCCUUCCAUCAGCCAUACAUCCUAAAGCCCAGCAUGAGUUUCACUCCUGGAUGAAGUGGCGUACCCAGGUCAACAAACAGCUCGUGGCAAUGAUCCUUAUAAAGCAUGGUAAGAAGGUCAUUGUGAGAUCAUCGGAGCUGGAAAGAAAACCUCUGUCUACCAAUACCAUCAGAUCCGUUAUAGAUAAUGCUCAUUCUUGUCAAAGACUCGCCCAUACUGGUCUGCCUGGCAAACCCUACAUCAUGUACGGUAUCCCACGGGUCCAGCUACCCAGCAGAACACAUCAGGUAUGCAUGUAGGAAAGAGUGACCCCACAGGACGGGUUUGAUGUGCUAUAUAGAGGAACAUGUUAAUACGUUCAUGCAUGUUUUGUGUUUGUAAUUUAUGAUGCCAGUGCUUUCAGUACAUUCUCAAUCAACGAGUGUCGUUUCAAACAUUCUGAAAAUGCCCCACUGACAUUUGGUUCUGGUGCUUCUGCAACAUGUCCCAUGAUUCCUGGAAGUUCCAAGAACUUCAAAAUAUAUAUUAUAUACACCAGAACGCUGGAAUGGUUUGAAGGAGGAUUUGCUUGACGACACUGCAGUGCAAUGAAACAGUUUUUCCGAAUCGGAAUGUCAAUUUGCUGGACCCGCUUGUGUUCUCUGUGAUGAUUCCUACUCUGAAAGGCACCAUAGCUACCAUUCGAAAUGUAAAUCCAUAUUCUGAUCUGAAGGUCCAGAUAUCCAACGUAACUGACACCAAAUAUGCACUCUGGCAGGAGUGGCAAUCGUCAAACUUCAAUCCCCAACAUCCCCAUUCCCUGUUUCUAUAUCGCCAUGGACUUCUAUGUCCAGGUGUCCUCAUUCACAAGGUUGUGCUGUACAGAGAGUCUGUGAGUGUAUGUGUGUCCUAGUCUACGGGAUUGUAGGGGUAUUAUAUUGUAUAACCAUGUAUAUAGUAGUGUCACAUGUCCUAUAUCAUAUUGAUGCUGAACAAAAGUGAGUUUACACUGGUUUGAGAACGUUAACACACACAUGAAGGGUUUACAGUAAAAACACACUAAACCCAUGAGAUCAUGGAAAAUAAACACUAAACCCAUGAGAUCAUGGAAAAUAAACACUUAACCCAUGAGACCAUGGAAAAUAAACACUAAACCCAUGAGAUCAUGGAAAAUAAACACUAAAUCCAUGGGAUCAUGGACAAUAUAUCCUUUGUCAUAUCCAUCGGCUAAAUUGCUAACAAUCCUCUGAAACAUCAUUAACCAUUUAUUAACGCGAUAAAUCGUUGUGUAUAUAAGUGUCGUAAGUCAAACAUGAUAUCUAUCUAAUGUUCUACGAUGUUUGACAUGAUGUUGUUUAAUAAAUUUUCCAUACUUUAUCGGCGAGCUCUUCCCAAACAUGCAGAUAACAUGUAAAACAUGGUGACAUAUUCUCAAAAGGUUUUGUACCUCAAUGUUCCGUACGUUAUCUUCGUCAACUCAUCAUUUAUAAAUCAAAAUCGGCGAAGGUGAAACUAGUUUUGACAGACAUACAAAGCGUACAGCAUUCUCUGAGGAAUCGCCAAUUCUAUCCAUAUAUAUCUCCGAUCAGAUGGACACAUUUUUGUUCAGCAUCUCAUUGUCUUUGAAAUGUACAUUGUGUUCUGAGAAUACCCUUACAUACUUGCUUCAUUUCAUCAUUGCCAUGAUCAUUGUAUCCAUAUUUUGAUAUAUAUAUAUAUAUAUUGUAUGCUUUAAAACACUGAGAAAUUCCAUUACAGAAAUGUGAAUUGACAGGUGUGAUGCGUUUUCUGUUUGACGUUCACACCGAUACAAAUGUGAAAUAAUUAUUUGAAUACAAAAUAAAUUAAUUUAAGUAUAA